Messenger RNA from Diospyros lotus (date-plum), 2180 nucleotides. Its product is annotated as cytochrome P450 710A11-like. Gene Ontology annotation, biological process: sterol metabolic process. The record is from RefSeq and is a predicted model, not a curated record. Gene Ontology annotation, molecular function: iron ion binding; oxidoreductase activity, acting on paired donors, with incorporation or reduction of molecular oxygen; heme binding. NCBI's taxonomy places the organism in Eukaryota, Viridiplantae, Streptophyta, Magnoliopsida, Ericales, Ebenaceae. The transcript has a single exon. The coding region runs from base 403 to 1923 and encodes 506 amino acids.
AACAAGACUUUGAAGUUGUACUUAUCUCUGUAUAUAUAGAGAGGAGGGAUAGCUGAUUGUCCUGGUCUGCUCGUCGAACCGCCUUCCAUGCCCAGCUGGAGCUGAGCCCCACCACUUACGCCGCCGCUUCUUCUUUCUUUCCUCCUCCUCCUCCUCCGCCUCCGCCGCCGCCUCCCCAUUUACCACCAAAGAAGACGACGACGAAGACGGAGAAGAAGAACAAUCCCCCAUUCUCUCUCCCUUCCUCCUACCUUCCUGGUAGAGUCAGGGUUGUCUGCUUUUGCAUGAUCUUUCGUAUUCCAUUCCCCCUCUGUUUCAUCCUGCAUUUUCCGCCUUUGUCACACCCAUAAAUCCCCCACACAGCACGUUUUCAAGCGGAGAGAUUGAGUUGAGGGGCAAUCAAUGGAUUCCCUAUGGUCCAUUCUGUCAUCCUCCAUACCGUACCUUCUCUCUUUAGCGGCGUUGCUGGUGUUUGUCGAGCAGGUACUGUACUUGAAGAAGAAAGGCUCGAUUCCGGGCCCCGCGCUUGUGUUGCCGUUCAUCGGCAACGCCGUAUCCCUGGUCCGCGACCCGACCCGGUUUUGGGACGAACAGGCGGCGACGGCGAAGUCCUCGCCUCUUGGCAUCUCCGCGAACUACGUAAUCGGGAGGUUUAUUGUGUUCAUCCGCUCCAGCGACCUUUCUCACAAGGUGUUCGCGAAUGUCCGGCCCGAUGCUUUUCACCUCAUCGGCCAUCCGUUUGGAAAAAAGCUGUUCGGUGAGCACAACCUCAUCUACAUGUUCGGCCAAGAUCAUAAGGAUCUUCGCCGCCGUAUAGCGCCAAAUUUUACUCCCAAGGCGCUGGCGACUUAUACCUCGAUUCAGCAGCGGAUUAUACUGGAGCAUUUGAUUCGGUGGCAGAGGCUGUCGGCGGAAUCGGCCGGCAAGCCGAUCAGUCUGCGGCUGCUCUGUCGCGACAUGAAUCUGGAGACCUCGCAGACGGUGUUUGUCGGCCCGUAUUUGAGCUCUGAAGCGCGGAAGAGGUUCAAUUUCGAUUACAACUUGUUCAAUGUGGGGCUGAUGAAGCUUCCGAUCGACCUGCCAGGAUUCGCAUUCCGAGAGGCGAGGGUCGGAGUGAAGAGGCUCGUCGAAACCCUAGCAGUUUGCGCCGUGGAGAGCAAGAGGAAGAUGAAGCAGGGGCACGAACCGACGUGCCUGAUCGAUUUCUGGAUGCAGGAGAUGGUGCGGGAGGAGGAUGCCGCUGAGGCGGCCGGGUCGCCGCGACCGCCGCACACCACCAGCGACGAGAUUGGCUGCCACCUCUUCGACUUCCUCUUCGCGGCUCAGGACGCCUCCACAUCCUCCCUCCUGUGGGCGAUCACGCUCCUCGACGCUCAUCCGGAUGUCCUCGCCAAGGUCCGCCGCGAGGUCGCCGGAAUCUGGUCCCCGGAGUCCAACACGCCAAUCGGGCCCGAGCAGCUCCGGGAGAUGAAAUACACCGAGGCGGUGGCACGCGAGGUCCUCAGAAUCCGCGCGCCGGCGACGCUCGUCCCGCACAUCGCCGGCGAGGACUUCCCGCUGACAGAGAGCUACACUGUCCCCAAAGGCGCAAUCGUAUUCCCCUCCGUCUACGAGUCCUCAUUCCAGGGGUUCGUCGAGCCGUUCCGGUUCGACCCGGACCGGUUCAUGGAGGAGAGGCAAGAGGACCGGCUCUACAAGAAGAACUUUCUAGUAUUCGGAGCAGGGGCCCACCAGUGCGUGGGCCAGAGAUACGCCAUCAAUCACCUCGUCCUCUUCAUCGCCAUGUUCGCAUCGGUGCUUGACUUCGGGCGCCAGCGGACGGACGGCUGCGAUGAGAUCGCUUACGUGCCGACGAUUUGCCCCAAGGACGAUUGCAGAGUUUUCCUCUCCCAGCGGUGCGCAGCGUAUCCCACGCUCUCGUGACAAAAUUACCAUUCUGUCCAUAUUUAUCCUCAUUGAUCUUUAUUCAAUUUGUUGUGCGUUAUUCAUAUUUGCCACUUGAAAAACCAAAAAAAAAGAAAAAGAAAUUGUGCAGACUUUGGGGGGGGGGGGGUGUGCUGUUCCAUUCGUUAGUGUUUCUCUUUUUCCAGUUCAAAGAGAUUUGUUUGAUCAGAUGGCUUAGGAUUCUUUUGUGGAAGAAACAAAAACAUUGGGUUAAAUUUAAAAAUAUUUGUUAGUAA